This is a messenger RNA of Anolis carolinensis (green anole), 3869 nucleotides long. It is a transcript of the gene ubac2, whose product is annotated as UBA domain containing 2. The transcript has 9 exons. Lineage: Eukaryota; Metazoa; Chordata; Lepidosauria; Squamata; Anolidae. The record is from RefSeq and is a predicted model, not a curated record. Bases 168 to 1193 code for a protein of 341 amino acids. Gene Ontology annotation, molecular function: protein binding; serine-type endopeptidase activity.
CUCCCUGGCGGGCUGCGCGUGGGCGUCGUCUCCGGCAGGGGGCGCUGUCCGAAGGGGUCUCCGCGCCCUGCUGCUCCCGGCCGGCUCCGCGAGGCGCAGGAGCGAGAGGGGCGCUCCGAGGAGGCCUUCCCCAACCCUCCUCCUCCUCCCUCUCCUGAUCCGGGACCAUGUUCACCAGCACCGGAUCCAGCGGGCUGUAUAAAGCACCUUUGUCAAAGGGCCUUUUAAUAAUCCCAAGCACCUUCUCACUUUUGUUGGCUCUACUCUUUCAACAAUACCAGAAGUUCUUUGUGUACAAUCUGCAAGCCGUGAAAGAAGAAUUUCAGGUUUGGAGGCUUUUAUGUGGGCGAACUGUAUGUCUUGAUCUCAAAGACACAUUCUGCAGCAGUUUGCUCAUCUACAACUUUAGAAUAUUUGAAAGGCGAUAUGGAAGCAGGAAAUUUUCAUCAUUUUUGCUGGGCUCCUGGAUGCUGUCAGUGUUGUUUGACCUACUCCUGGUAGAAGCUGUGGAGUAUUCUUUUGGUCUCACAAUCAAUAGCUUGCCUUCAGGAUUCUUGGGCCCUGUAUUCGCUCUUUUUGUACCAUUUUAUUGCUCCAUUCCAAGAGUACAAGUGACGCAAAUUCUAGGCCAGUUUUCCAUCACGAACAAGACAUUGGUCUAUGUAUUGGGUUUGCAGCUUUUAACUUCUGGGUCUUACAUUUGGAUUAUAGCUUUAAGUGGGUUGAUUUCUGGAAUGUGCUACAGCAGCAGUGUGCUAAAAGUGUACCAGGUACUUUGUAUACCUAGUGGUGUGGCAAGAAUAUUUGCUUGGACUCUCGAGCCAAUUUUCUCAUCCACAGAGCCAUCCAGUGAGACCAGAGUUGGAAUGGGAGCAACUGUGGACAUACAGAGGCAACAGAGAAUGGAAUUACUGGAUCGGCAGAUCUUGAUGUCACAGAUGAGGCGGCAAAGGCAGCAACAGGGUGGAAUUAUUAACUGGAACCGUCUCUUCCCUCCUUUACGUCAUCGGCAUAAUGCAAACUAUCAGGACAAUCACCAGCCUGAACAUGAAGGACUGCCUCCAGCUGAGGUUUCUGAAGAACAGGUUGCACGGCUUAUGGAAAUGGGAUUCUCCCGGGUUGAUGCUUUGGAAGCUUUGAGGGCUUCAAAUAAUGACCUUAAUGUAGCCACCAACUUUCUGCUUCAGCAUUGAUGACUACCUGCAGUGAAGAACUUGAAUUGAUAUAUUUAGUGCGUUGUCCAAAGGAGGACCUUAACCAUUAGCAGAAUACAUUCUGGAAUGUCUCAGUCAAGAAGAGGAUGUUCUCUCUUCACAUGUGACAUAUCAGAGGAGAAAUGGAUAGCACUGGAAAUGUCUCACUUUUGAAUAGGGAAGCUUUCUGGCUAGGUUGCACUUAAAAAUUACUUUCAAGCAAUUUUAAUAUACAAAAACCUCAUUAUUUGAGAAAAGGGCAAGUGCCCCCCCAGCCACCCCCCCCCCAAAUAAUUAAGAAACAGGAAGAAAUGGUGAAACGUGUAUAAAAAGCACCUCUUUUUUCAAGAAUCACAGUUUUACAUCUUUUUUUCUGAUUUUAAAUAUUCUUGUACACUGUGUUUAAUUCACCACCUUUGUUAGUGCUUUAAGACAAAAUGAAUAAUUCCUGGUCCCAUGCAAUUUCAAUAAUGAAAGGGAGGACUGUAAUGUAGUCAGAGGACUCUGAUAAUAUUUAUGGAGCACAGUAAAAUAGAAUGAGGACAUGAAAUCAGAUAAGGAAAAGGGAGAAGGAAGAAAAGCAGAAAGAUUUAUAACAAAAUAAAAUUGAAAGAGGAUUCAUUAAUAGUGUAGGAUGAAGAAUAAGAAAAAAAAGUCAUGGCUAUUGCUUUAGCUGUAUGUUCCUGUAAAUGUUUCUUAAGCAAACCAAUCAUAAAAGGUCUGCAGUCCAUUUGUUCUGUUUGGAAGAAGAUGGGGGACGAGUUCAGAGUACAAUACUCAGCAAAAGGAAUUCUAGCCUUGCUCAGAGGCAUUAUCUUGUUUUCCAGGGCAGAGCUUUGGCAUUAAGUAUAGCUCCUCUGUAAAUUAUGGUGAACAAUGGCUCAGGUCAAGCCCUGUACACAGAUGUACUCUCUCUCCAUGGCAUUGAAACCUGAAUACUUGAAGUUUUCAUCGUCACCUGUAUAAAGGAAAAGAAAACUGCAUGUAAAUUAUCUAUAUUUUAUUGGUACUGGAUGCAGGACUGGAACACUAUAUUUUUCCAUCUCAAAUUGCACCACUCAUUUAUUCCUUUUUGAGAGAAAGCCUUUGACCCUUUUUGUGGGCUCCUAAUUGGAAGUUUGUGAGUAACCCUUUCUUUAUCCUAAUCACAGUUAAAACUAGAAUAAGGGUAUGAAAAUCUUUCCCACAUAAUGAAAACUGUGAGAAUGGUUAACGGCAAAGAACAUCUAUGUAUUCACUUUUCAAAAAUACUUCUGUGCUAUGCAAUAAUGUAUGUUUUUUUCAAAUACUGUGGUUUAUAGACACUGUAUAUUGUUCAGAUGUUAUCUUGGUGAUCUUUUCAUACUCAGUGCCUACUGCAUGCAUUCUCUUUUAGGUUUGACAUAUCUGAUUCCAGAAUCACAUCUUAGCAUGUGCUUUUGGUGAGAAAGAUUUAUAGAGACAGCAUAAUACUUGGUAAGGUGGAAAAAAUAUGAAAACACUACCAUAAACUCUGCAUACUUGCCGUGGUAGCUGUGUGGUAGUUCUACAGAAGGGUUCUAUGCACAUGAGGAGCUCUGUUGAGACACUUCUAUAGCUAGGCGAGAGUUUUGGUGGGAGCCUGAACCCAACCACCUAAAUUGCAUUGCACAGUGAUAACCAGGUCCCCACAUUGGGGAUGGCGGGAGAGGUCACAUUUAAUAGGUCUUGAAGGCCCAGGCUGCAAUCCACAUUAUUCAGGAGGAGGUGGGAAAUUGGGAGUAUAUGAUAGCAUAAACUAUCUUGCUUAGGGAUAUGUAUAUAAACUUAUUUCCUUGUGUCAGUUGUCCAAAUCUUAUGCAGUGUUAAAGAACAAUUUGAAGCAAUGUUCUGAACGGAUCCGCCUUAACAGAAAAACUGCCUCUAGAAAACUCUGUGCUUAUACAAUUAAACUAAAACUGAGACUGGGAAAAGCAGGGAUUUAAUGUUUCUUCAGUUGACAUGGGCCAUGAUAUCAAAAACCACAAUCCCAGAGUUUCUUGUACAUACACGAAAGCAGUGGCGCCUAAUAGAAGGGCAAAGGGAAAAACUAUAAGAUAGUGGGAGCAAGUUAGCCUGUUAGAGCAAUCAAUAACAUUUGUUUUAUAUUCUAGGGGAGUGGGAAAACGUCUAGGGGACUGGGAAAACGUAUUAAAUGUCAAUAUUGCAAAGCAUCCCACUGAUGUUCCUAGGAUUUUUUCCAUGUAAAUGUUUCUCGAAGGCUAUUGUUGUAAAAGAAUGUGAACUAGUACCUCCAUUGUCCAAAGCUCUACAGAUUUUUUUGCACACUGCCUGUGACUUUGUGGAAGGUAAAAGAUAUUUCAGCAAGCUAGCACAAAUCCAAAUAUACAGGUGUUCUGUAAUGAGAAAAUAAUAAAAAGGUCACAUGAUCUUAACUACUAAAUGUGCAAAAGAAAUUGACUCGGGAGUAAUUCAUGGCUUUGAUAUUAAUUGGCCUAAUGUGUGUUAUUAAACUGAUUCAUUAAUUAGAAUAAUAAUAAUAAUAAUAAUAAAGUAUUGAUAGCAUAACUGCUUUAUUAAUGACCCAAAAGUUACAAAAUAGUUGCAAAUGUAUACAAUUCUCAGGAUGGAUAUUAUUGUCAACCAAAAUAUCAAUAUUAAAUAUCAAACAGAAUAUGUAACAGUAAUUUCAGAAUUAAAGUGGGCUUUUUUCAUGGC